AUGGACAUUAUGGAUAUCGUCCGAUGUUUCAUGGUUAACUCCUUUUUUUCGACACUCGGUCGUGAAGUCAUUAACGGAAGACUCAAUUACAUCCUAACUCAUGUGGUUGGUUCUGAAAGCCGACGUCUUCGUGACACUCUCGAUGCUACACGCUCCGUUAUCCUUGGCAGUUCGGCACUCGAUAUCUUGUUAUAUGGUACAUCACCAAUUCUUCAACACGAACUACGUAUCGCAACUCCUAACUAUGCCAAAGAAGUACUCGCCCAAUUUUUCAGAAAACUGGGUUUCAUCGUAGACCAAUCGCCUACUUUUUACAGCCCUCCCUCGGUCGCGUGCAUGUAUGACCACGACUACAUUCAAAGACGUGGCAAGAAAGUAGUAUUGAUCAACAGUCCAACGGAUUCUGUUAUGCCAGUCGUGUUGGCCCACCGCUCAUCUACGGACUGCAUGUUCUUGGCAUCAGGUGGCCUCUUUUUUGGUUAUCCUGAACUCAUGGACAGCCAAACCACAUUAUUACCACUAGUUCAUCCUCGUUCAUUCCUUGUACGCCAAUUCACGCAACGCGAAUACAAGGUCCAGACUCGUAAUUGUUGGACAUUGCCAUGCGAAAAUAAGUGUCCUACACUUUGGCGUCGUAUGGAUAAUGGUCUUCUCGUCACGUGGCAUAAUGGCCUUGUCCCAUCGAAUAUCACCGAUGGACAAGAUCUACAAUGGACGCUCACAAGUCAUUGUGCUAACACUUUGUGUUGGAAUAACAUUUUCAAACGCCCUGACUCCAGUUCUGUCGUAUGUGACAAGGAGAGCAUUGAUCUUCGAAUUGCGAUAAGCAUAAGCCAGAAUGCCGGACUACCUUGUAUCACAGGACUAUUGUUCGGCGUAGACAUGAUAGAGCCAUACGCAGUCCCGCUCUACAUCGAUAAAGGACGGAAAGGUAUAUUCAGCAUCAACGACUUAGACGUUCGUCCAUUUAUUCGCGAGAGGGGAAUGGAGCCACCCAAUAUCAUUGACUGCAGCGUCACGCGACAGGUGGUCGUGAUGAGUGAUUGUGCCUUCAUAAUCAUUCGAGAUCAUGACCAUGUGCUGGACACCGUGCCUUCAUUGUGUGGAGGCGGUCCAUUUUAUCGUGGUCCGUGGAAAUACUUUCCGCUCACACCACUACGUGGGAAUAUGCUCGUCGUUAUGCAUGAUCUUGACAAAGAACAUUUGCCACGCGACAUCUUGAAAGCAGAGAUCGAAAAAGUGACUCAAGGCAUAAUUGAGUACGUCGCUUUACUUUCCUCGAUGGGUUAUUCAUCCAGACGCUAA
This is a messenger RNA of Suillus plorans, 1305 nucleotides long. RefSeq lists its product as uncharacterized. Lineage: Eukaryota; Fungi; Basidiomycota; Agaricomycetes; Boletales; Suillaceae. The transcript is spliced from 2 exons. Bases 1 to 1305 code for a protein of 434 amino acids. The record is from RefSeq and is a predicted model, not a curated record.